CCUCUGCCCCCCUGGUGGGGGCCACGGCGAUGCCCCAGAAGCUGACGGAGGGCAAGCCGCGGGAGCAGCGGGCGCACGCCACCUCGCUGAGCUCCACCAAGUCGCCCAAAGACACGAGACAGGUGACCUUGGAGCGCAUUGUGGGCGAGAUCGCUUUCCAGCUGGACCGUCGGAUUCUCUCCAGCAUCUUCCCUGACCGGAUUCGUCUCUAUGGCUACACGGUGGGCAACAUCCCAGAGAAAAUUGCCCAGGGUGGAAAUGACCCCCUGUCGCCACUGACCCCUGAGCAGCGCGCAAGCAUGAUGGAGCACUACAACGCCAUCAUGACCCGGCUGAAACCGCAGGGCUACGACCCCGCCUUCCACCCCCAGUUCACAGAACACAUCGUGAACACCUAUGGCAUCCUGCGGGAGCGGCCGGACACCGCGGGCUCCGAGAAAGACACUUACAACGACCCCGCGUACCUGCGGGAGGUGAUAGAGAACGUGGUCCCCGUCGAAAAGCGGGCCGACUGCCUCGUGCUCCUUGUGUGCCUCCAGAUGCUGUCCAAGGCCGACGGGAAGCCCUUGUUCAUCUGGUGACCCUCCGCCCUCCUUUCCUGGCCUCUCCCUCCCUGCUCCCUGCCUGGGGUCUGCCCCCCCGCUGCAAUCACAAUAAAUCAUGACAAAAAAAGGAGGGGAGAAAAAAUCCCCACCACAAAACAGCCUGUCUGGAUGGUCCCU
Messenger RNA from Pogona vitticeps (central bearded dragon), 722 nucleotides. RefSeq lists its product as uncharacterized. The record is from RefSeq and is a predicted model, not a curated record. Gene Ontology annotation, cellular component: centrosome. NCBI's taxonomy places the organism in Eukaryota, Metazoa, Chordata, Lepidosauria, Squamata, Agamidae.